Messenger RNA from Closterium sp. Naga37s-1, 5874 nucleotides. The record is from the annotation of a GenBank genome assembly. NCBI's taxonomy places the organism in Eukaryota, Viridiplantae, Streptophyta, Zygnematophyceae, Desmidiales, Closteriaceae.
AUGGAUGAUCCCAAGGCGAGGUCUCUGCUCUGCACUUCAGGCUUAAGACUCACGGGAUUGUCAGAGAUCGUACUGGAGAAGUUCGGGGGAGUCCAGACUCCCAACGCCCCUCAACCUUCUACGCAGCAGCCGCAGCAGCAUCAUCCGCAGCAGCAGCAGCAGCAACAACAUCAUCAGCAGCAGCAGCCGCAGCAGCACCAGCAGCAACAACAGCAGCAGCAGCAACAACAGCAACAGCAACAGCAACAGCAACAACAGCAACAGCAACAGCAACAACAGCAGCAGCAGCAGCAACAGCAACAGCAACAGCAGCAGCAGCAGGGCGGUAAACUGACAACAAAUGACGCGUUGGCGUAUCUGAAGGCUGUGAAGGAACGGUUUCGAGACGAGAAGGACAAAUACGAUGAGUUCCUGGAUGUCAUGAAGAACUUCAAGGCACAGCUGAUCGACACAGCAGGAGUGAUAGCGCGCGUGAAAGAGCUCUUUGUGGGGCACAGGCAGCUCAUUCUCGGCUUCAACACCUUCCUGCCCAAGGGCUACGAAAUCACCCUCCCCCCCGAACCCACAACUCCAGUCCCCGCCCCCGCGCCCGCACCUCCGCCUCAGCCUCGGUCCGCGCCUCCUGCGGUGGCUCGGCCGCCCAUCACCCCAUCCGGACCUGCAGGGCCCAUGCCGGUUGCUCCUGCUGGUGGGAUUCCCCUUGGGCCUGGAGCAACCAGUGCAGCACCUCCCCAUGCAGCAUUGGCAGUGCCGCAUGGGGGUGCUGGGGGUGGGACUGUAGCAGCCACGCGCACCCCGCCCCUCCCUGUAGCGCCAGUGGGAGCAGGCACAGGCGCAGGAGCAGGAGCAGGAGCAGCAGCAGGAGUGGGAGGAGCAGGAGCAGCAGCGGUUGCUCCUGGUGCAGGUCACGCUGGGGGAGGUGCACCUGCCGCCGCUGCUGUGGCUGUGCCUGGUAGUGGUGCUGCUGCUGUUGCUCCUAGUGCGGCCGGUGCUCCUGGCGGUGCUGGUGCUGGCGGUGCUGGUGCUGGCGCUGGUGCUGGUGCGGGUGCUCCUGCUGGUGCUGCUGCGGCUGGGCCUGCAGCAGCAGCGGGAGGAGCAGGAGGAGCAGCGGGGGCGGCAGUGGCGCCAGCUGCUCGGAGCAAGAUGGUGGAGUUUGACCAGGCUAUCAGCUAUGUCAAUAAGAUUAAGGCCCGCUUCGCGGACGACGAGUCGGUGUACAAGAGCUUUUUAGAGAUCCUCAACAUGUACCGCAAGGGUAACAACAACAUCGGAGACGUCUAUAAGGAGGUGGCCACGCUGUUCAAGGACCACUCGGACCUGCUAGAGGAGUUCACCUUCUUCCUGCCCGACUCUGCUGCCAGUCACUUACCCCAGUGGCGUGGGGUGGGCCCGCCCCCCCCUGGAACUGUUGCUGCUGGCGGUGGUGCUGCUGCAGGUGUUGCUGCUGCAGGGGCAGCAGCAGGCGCAGCAGGAGUGGCAGGGGCGGCAGUGGCAGCAGGAGCGCGGCCGGGUGCAGCAGCUGCUGGUACAGCUGGCGCUGCUCCUGGGGCUGCUGGUGCCGCUACAGCCGCUGCUGCCGCUGGUGGAGCUGCGGCUGGUGGCCGGGCAGAGAAGGCCAAGAGGGAGAAGGAUGGGGACCAUCCAGAGAGAAGGAGGAAGGGGGCAGAGGGGCGGGGCAAGGAGAAAGACGCCGAGGGCCGCGGGAAGGUGAAGGAGGAGGUAGAGGAAGACACAUCAGCACACCAUCCGAAGCGACUGCAGCAGCAGCAGCAUGUGGACUCCUCUCAUCCGCAUGUGCACCCCGCACACCAAGCAGCGGGGCUAGGAUUGGGAGGGGUGCAGCAGGCUGGGGAGGAGGGCUCUCACAGAAAGCAGCCUCUGCUGCUGGACCUGCAGAAACCCCCCCGAGACGCAGAGAUGCAGGUGGAGGAGAAACGGGUUGGGCUGGUGCCGCCACAGCUGCACCCGCAGCCGAUGCAGGUGGAUGGGACUGGGAAGGAGGGGCAUGGGGAGUGGGGGCAGCAGCAGCAGGAGGAGCGGGAGGGAGGGGCGCAUCCUGUGGUGCAGCCGCCGCAGCAGGCGCAGCAGGGGCCGAAGCGGAAGGGGCGGAAGGGGGAGGAGGGAGGGAAGAAGAAGGAGCUUGCGGGAGCGGCAGGGGAGGGUGCAGGAGCGGACGAGAGGAAAGGGAGCAGGGCCCUGGGCAUGCACAGGGAGUUGGCGUUUUUCGAGAGGGUGAAGGCGAGGGUGCGCAGCAGGGAGGUGUAUCAGGAGUUCCUCAAGUGCCUCAACAUCUUCUCCCAGGAGAUCAUCGCCCGCGCCGAGCUGCAGAGCCUCGUGGGGGACAUCCUCGCCAAACACCCCGACCUUGUCGAGGGCUUUAACGAGUUUCUGGCUCGAUGCGAAAAUCUAGCUGGGAAUGAAGGUGCUCAACGACGUGUGGUGUCUCCCCCAACCACCACUUCCUCUCCCUGUCGCCCCAUCCCUCCCCCUUGUCCCCCCCUUUUCCCCCCUAUGCUGCAGCAAAUGCGCCCCGUGUCGUGCCAUCGCAAGGAGCUGGGAAUGAAGGCGCUCAUUCACCAAAUGCGCCCCGUGUCGUGCCACCUCACGGAGUUGGGAAUGAAGGUGCUCAACGACGUGUGGGUGUCACAAAUGCGCCUUGUGUCGUGCCAUCGCACGGAGCUGGGAAUGAAGGUGCUCAACGACGUGUGGGUGUCCUCCACCUCUCUCCUCCCCUCUUACCCCUGCCUCCACCCCCCUUUCUUCCUCUUGCAGCAAAUGCGUCCCGUAUCGUGCCACCGCACGGAGCUGGGAAUGAAGGUGCUGAACGACGUGUGGGUGUCGGUGACGUCAGGCAGUGAGGACUACUCGUUCACGCACAUGCGCAAGAACCAGUACGAGGAGUCUCUCUUCCGCUGCGAGGACGACCGUUUCGAGCUGGACAUGCUGCUGGAGUCCACGGCAGUGACAGCACGGCGAGUGCAGGAGGUGAUCGACCGCAUGCACGGCAUGACUGACGCUGAGCGGAGUGGCUUCCGGGUGGAAGAGAGCCUCACAGCCAUCAACAUGCGGUGCAUCGAGCGCAUAUACGGCGACCACGGGCUGGACAUUCAAGAGCUGGUCAAGCGCACGCCAGCGGUGGCGCUGCCGGUGGUGCUGCAGCGGCUGAAGCAGAAGCAGGAGGAGUGGGUGCGGUGCCGGGUGGAGAUGAACCGCGUGUGGGCGGACGUGUAUGCCAAGAACUACGCCAAGUCGCUGGACCACCGCAGCUUCUACUUCAAGCAGCAGGACAAGAAGAGCCUCAGCAUGAAAGGUCUGCUGUCUGAAAUUCGGGAGCUGAACGAGCAGAAGCACAAGCAGGACGAGGUGGUGGCGGCACUAGCUGUCCCCACACGCCGCCCGCUCAUCCCGGAUGUCCGGAUGGCAUACAACGACGCCGCCAUCCACGAGGAUCUCCACGAAAUCAUUAAAUUCUCAACAGAGGAAGUGUGCAACUCGCCAGAGCAGUCUGCUAGGGUUAUGAAGCUCUGGACGGGUUUUAUUGAGAUGUUUUUGAAUGUGCCCGUGGUCUGGUCGAAAGUUGUUGCCGAGGAGAAAGCUGCCCGGGACGCGGAGAUUGCUGCCCGAGAAGCUGCGAGGGCUGCCCGGGGGGGGCGUGAGGGGGAGUGGAAUGGAGAGGCUGGUGGGGGAGAGGGGGAGGGGGAGGGGAGGGAGAGGAGUAGAGAGAAGGGCAGAGGAGGGGAGGAGAGGAAGCGGGAGAGGCAAAGUGGGGAGGCAGAGGGGCAGAGGAAGAGAGGGAGGCAUGAGGGGGAGGGUGAUGGGGCGGGGGGUAUUAGUGAGGGGCAGAGAUCAGGGGGUAGGGAGGCGGGGUGGGAUGGGCUGGAAGAGGGCGAAUUCAAUCCUGGGGGAAAGGCGUCAGAGGGAGCAGGAGGGGGAGAGGAAGAAGAGCCUCAUGUGGUGAGGAAGAGCAGAAGCAGCUUGGUGCACGUGGGUGGAGGGGGCGGGGGCGGAAAUGGGGGAGGAGCAGGGGCGGGAGGGAUGGUGAAUGGGGCAGCACUGGGGGGAGCAGCAGGGAAAGGCAAGGAUGCUAGUUCACGAGCUGCCGCUGCUGCUGCUGCUGCUGCUGCUUCGGCUGCUGCUGCUGCAGCAGCAGCAAAGAGGAGGAAGAGGGGGAGGAGGGAGAGGGAGGAGGGGGAGGAUGAGAGUGUGAGGUCGGAGGGGUCUAGUGCGGGCGAGUCUGAUAGUGGGGGCGAUGAGAGGAGGAGGCAGAGGCGGAGGAGGAGAGAGAGUGAGGGGCGUGAGGAUGAGGAGGGGAGAGGGGAGGAGGAGGAAGACGAGGAGGAGGCAGAGGAUAGGGAAAGCGGGGGGGAGAUGGGGGAGGAGGGUGGGGCGGGAGACGAGGAGGAGGAGGAUGAAGAGGAGGAGGAAGGGGCGAGGGGGUGGAUAUCGGGGCUGGGACCCAAGGAGAGGCGGUACAGAGGGGGGAAGAAGUGGGGGAAGCAUUGGUACAAGGCGUGUCGCCCUGUGGUGGCUCAUAGGGAUUCGUUUGAAGCAGCUCGUUUGGAGCUUCGUGGUAUACUAGCUGGUGGUAUACCACCCGCUGGUGUGCCUCUGCUGCUCCCUGCUGCUGCAGGAGAGGGUGUGGGGCGCAAAGGGGGGGAUAGUGGGAAUGGGAGGAGGGGAGAGAAUGGUGCUGGUGGGAUGGGAGAGGGCAGGAGGGUGAGGAAGGGGAAGGGGCGAGCAGAGGCAGGGGGAGACGAGGAGGGCAAGGAGGGGAGGGAGAGGGAGGAGAAGGAGGAGAGGGAGAAGGAGAGGGAGAGGGAACGAGAAAGAUGGUUGUCUGAGGAGCUGUGGGGAAGAGCGCAGGCAGAGGCAGGGGCGAGCAGAGUGAUGUAUGGCAACGACAGCAUGUACAUGCUCUUCCGAUUGCACCAUACGCUGUACGAGCGCAUUCUGAGUGCCAAGGUGAAUGCGCGUGCAUCAGAGGAGAAGUACCGUGCACUCAACCACUCCGACCCACCCGACCUCUACGCCAAGUUCCUGGAGGUGCUGUACAACCUGCUGGACGGGCAGAUCGACAACACGCGGUUUGAGGACGAGUGCCGUGCUGCCAUCGGCACCCAGUCCUACGUGCUGUUCACCAUUGAUAAGCUCAUCUACCGCCUCGUCAAGCAGCUGCAGACGUGUGCGGGGGACGAGGUGGGGGCGAAGCUGCAGCAGCUGCACGACUACGAGGUGGCCAAGGGGGCGCGCGGCUACGUGGACCUCGUUUACCAGGCCAACGCGUGUGCGCUCAUGCAUGACGACUCCCUCUAUAGGAUCGAGCUGCUAGCGCAACAGCCAGGCGAGGGCGAGAUGACGGUGCAGCUGAUGGAGGGCGGGCCGGAGAAGGUGGAGGUGCCGACAGCAGCCAUGGAGUCCGCCUUCCUGCACUACCUCUGGCACUUCCUGCACUCGCCUCCCUCCCACGCACCCGCGCGUGGUCAUGUGUUCCUCGCCAGGAACGUGAGAAAGGCAUCAUCGUCUUCAUCCUCAGCAGCAGCAGCAGCAGCAGCAGCAGCAGCAGCAAAGAGGGGGCGCAGCAAGGAGGACGAGGAGAGGGCAGCGCUGGAGAGUGUGCUUAUAGUGAACGGCCUCGAGUGCAAGCUCUCCUGUGUCACCUCCAAGGUGUCCUAUGUACUAGACACGGAGGACUAUCUGUUCCGCCACAAGAGGCACCGCCGGCCCAGGAGUGCUUCCCAGGCACCAGCGCUGCCGCACAAGGCCCAGGGGACAGCUGGCACGCAGGGAUUGGCCGAGCACUCGCACCGAGCGGCAAGGCGGUUACGGCGUUACCAGCAGUGGAUUUCGGCAGGCGUGCCCCCGCCCUCCUCAUGA